Parnassius apollo (apollo) is the source of this 882-nucleotide messenger RNA. The record is from the annotation of a GenBank genome assembly. Lineage: Eukaryota; Metazoa; Arthropoda; Insecta; Lepidoptera; Papilionidae.
AUGUCGAAUGUUCAUACUGGUGAACUAUUAAAUUUUCAAGAUUACUCUCCGGAACAUAAUGAUCGAAGUGCGCGAAUCGAAGUAGAAGCAGUACAUACAAAUCAAUACAUGUCAAAUCCAAAUUAUGGUUUUGAAGAGCCCAAAAAUGUAGAUGAACCGGAAGCAGCACCACAAGCAGGAAACCAUAAUUUUUGGACAAUAGAGUACUAUCAGAAGUACUUUGAUGUGCACACCAAUGAGGUGGUUGAGAGGAUUAUUUCUUCAGUUCUGCCUCAGAAAGUCUCCCGCAACUACUUUGAUGAAAGAAUCAAAGGGAAACCCGACUUAUAUGGGCCUAUUUGGAUAUCUGUCACCCUUAUCUUCACAAUUGCAGUAAGUGGUAACAUUGCAAACUACCUACAAAAUGCUAACAAAGCUGUGCAUUGGCGGUACGAUUUUCACUUGGUAUCAUAUGCAGCCACGGCAAUCUUGGGCUAUGUAUGGUUGGUGCCCUUAGCAUUGUGGGCAGCUUUAAAAUGGACCGUAGUGCCUGAAGGUCAGGAUGAAAUUGAAACACAGGUUUCAAAUACGCCAUCCAUGAUGUCUCUAUUUUGUCUGUAUGGAUAUUCUCUAUCAAUUUAUAUCCCGGUAGCUAUACUCUGGACGAUCCAAGUAUCUUGGCUGCAGUGGCUUUUCGUCCUCAUGGCGGCGUUUGUUUCUGGUGCAGUGCUCAUAUUUUGGCUUCUGCCGGCGUUAAGGAAGUCCAGAUAUUUCCCUAUAGUUGUAGGUUCAAUUCUGGCAUUUCAUUUUCUCCUAGCUACCGGUUUCAUGCUUUUUUUCUUUCAUGUACCUUCUACUGGAGAUAUUCCAGUAAGUGUGGGUAGCUCAACAGUUAAAGUGUGA